Messenger RNA from Rhipicephalus sanguineus (brown dog tick), 1804 nucleotides. RefSeq lists its product as uncharacterized. The record is from RefSeq and is a predicted model, not a curated record. The transcript has 5 exons. Bases 342 to 932 code for a protein of 196 amino acids. Lineage: Eukaryota; Metazoa; Arthropoda; Arachnida; Ixodida; Ixodidae.
GGUUUGUCUGACGCGGGGAGUUUUGCUGGUUCUAGAAACGUUGAUACAUACGUUGUUAGAAAGCACUAAAAAAUUAUGUAAUGAUCAUGGUAGUAUUGACAGCGCCAUCUCGUACACUUAGCUUAGGACACCAUCAUCUCAGCCAAACUCUAUGAUCUCAGCCAUGUCUCAGCGCACAAUCGGCACAAUCUCGGAGGUCAUGUGCUACGUUGGACCUUGCGUUGGACGGCGCGACUCCUCGUCCCUCUGCUUUCGCCUUCACGAACUCGUUGUGCUGUCUUUGUGCGCGCUCAAGUCAAACAGCAACAGUUUGUCGGUAAUGUUAACAACGCCGCAACAAGAUGGGACGCAGAUGUUUCGUUGAGAACUGCAAAAGCGGGUACAAGUGUUGCAAGGAAAAGGUGAUCAUCUUCAAGGCUCCGAAUGAUCCUGAACGUGUGCAAGCAUGGGCUGCUGCGAUCCCUGGUGACCGUCAGUUUACGUCGAGGGAAUUUAUCUGCGAGAAGCACUUCUCAAGCAGCAUGAUGAGGCGGGAUAAAUACUACGGCGUGCUUGGAGGCCAGGUAAUCCUAGACCACCCGAAAAAACCUGGACUACUUCCGGACGCUGUUCCCUGCGUCUUUCUUCCGUCUCCAGCACCUCCGAAAAAGAAGCGGAUUCGCCGGGGAGCGUCAUCAAGUAUUAGUCAAGAUGCCGUUAAACGGUCAGGAGAUCCAGGAACAUCAACAGCGGUGGGCAUCGGCGAUGUCAACGGCCCGCGAGGGGCAACAGAAAGUCGGGAACCCGUGCAGGAAAAUGUGUGCCAGGGAGCUGCAAGAACAGUGGCAAUCCAGACAACACUGCAGUGCCACUCUGUUGCUACGCAGGUGUUCACGAGCCUAAAGAUGCUGGCUUCUGUCCAGACUCAGACACAACAUGCCUGCAUCACAUGAAGUGGCAACUGCAGUCAGUUUUGCCCCAUGCUGCAGUUUUCAGGCCUCUCAGUGGUUCAUCACCUGGACGACCCUCAGGGAUGUGAUAACUGUGCCAAGAGCUCUUCUACCAGAAGCGAGCGGGCAUGGUGAACGAGCUUGUUGACUCACAAGUCGACCUGGCAGGUGGUGGGUCCAAGCUACUGCACAGGGUACCUCUGACACAGCGUGCUUUUCAUGCACAAUGGCUGCAUUUUGCACAUUGAGGAAGUGCAAGUCAGAGAGUGACCCGAAUUCUGCAAUGGCGUCUCAAUGGAAGGGCUUGUGAAGUGCUUGGUUUGCAUUAAGAAGCUAAGCAUGAGCAUAAAUUCGCUGACAACAGUGUUAUGUUUGUGUUUUGCUGAAGAGGAAGCCUUGCAUAAGGCUGCCUGCAGGCCAACAGUCCUUCAAGCAGGCGCAUUGCCCUCCCAAGCUGCGAGUGUGAGGCACCUGACACAGCGAGCUACUACCAUGCGACCAUAAUGGCUUUCAGUUGCCGCUUCAACCUUGAGGAGACAACGGCAUUUGUAAAGAUGCCGGUCCGUUCCCACAGCUAAGCGAGUGGUUAUGUGCUUCGGGGUGGCAGACCCUUUGAAGAGCCCAGAUGUCCAUGCUGUGCCCCAACGCCCUGUAGCCUUCACAUGCUAAGAGUGGAGAGAGCAGCGAUUACACUCGUGUCGAGGACCCUUGAAACUGGUGCUUGUGAUGUCAUUGGACUGACCAACUUGGAGCGAUUUCCCCACCUAGUGGUCUGGGGAGGAGAAAUCCUUUAAAAUGGGCCAUUGAGCUCACACUCUUCAUGCAGAUUUUAUCAUUUAAGUCGUGUAAAUGAAAUGCUAUUAUUUUUCCCUUUA